Anas platyrhynchos (mallard) is the source of this 4043-nucleotide messenger RNA. It is a transcript of the gene ABCG4, whose product is annotated as ATP binding cassette subfamily G member 4. Gene Ontology annotation, biological process: transmembrane transport; cholesterol efflux; cholesterol homeostasis. Gene Ontology annotation, cellular component: plasma membrane. NCBI's taxonomy places the organism in Eukaryota, Metazoa, Chordata, Aves, Anseriformes, Anatidae. The record is from RefSeq and is a predicted model, not a curated record. Gene Ontology annotation, molecular function: ATP hydrolysis activity; ATP binding; ABC-type sterol transporter activity.
CCUCAGCCCUGCAAGGGAUGCGCCUGCAGCGGGGAGAUCUCGGCGCAGCUCCUCGCGAGGCCGUCCUCGCCUUUCAGGGGCUGCGUGUGUGCACUGCAGCUGCGGCCGGGAGCCGCCUGCAGCCUGCGGCUCGGCACCGUCGCGCCACCAUGGCGGAGAAGGGCAUGGAUCCCGCCUGCGUCUCCAUCGCCCUGGAGGACACGGUGUGCCACGGCAGCCCCCCGGACGCCCCGCUGCUCACCACCCACCUGAAGAAGGUGGAGAACCACAUCACGGAGGCGCAGCGCUUCUCCCACCUCCCGAAACGCUCGGCCGUCAACAUCGAGUUCAUCGACCUGUCCUACUCCGUGCGCGAGGGCUCCUGGUGGAGGAAGAGAGGGUACAAAACUCUCCUCAAAUGCCUGUCGGGGAAGUUCUGCCAGCGGGAGCUCAUCGGGAUCAUGGGGCCCUCGGGUGCCGGCAAGUCCACGCUGAUGAACAUCCUGGCUGGCUACCGGGAAACGGGCAUGAAGGGGCAGAUCCUGGUGAACGGCCGCCCGCGGGACCUGCGCACCUUCCGCAAGAUGUCGUGCUACAUCAUGCAGGACGACAUGCUGCUGCCGCACCUCACCGUGCUCGAGGCCAUGAUGGUCUCCGCUAACCUGAAGCUGAGCGAGAAGCAGGAGGUGAAGAAGGAGCUGGUCAACGAGAUCCUGACGGCGCUGGGGCUGCUGGAGUGCUCCUACACCCGCACCAGCUCGCUCUCGGGGGGGCAGCGCAAGCGCCUGGCCAUCGCCCUGGAGCUGGUGAACAACCCCCCGGUGAUGUUCUUCGACGAGCCCACCAGCGGCUUGGACAGCGCCUCCUGCUUCCAGGUGGUGUCCCUGAUGCGCUCCCUGGCGCAGGGCGGCCGCACCAUCAUCUGCACCAUCCACCAGCCCAGCGCCAAGCUCUUCGAGAUGUUCGACAAGCUGUACAUCCUGAGCCAGGGCCAGUGCAUCUUCAAAGGCGUCGUGACCAACCUCAUCCCCUACCUGAAGGGCCUCGGCCUCCACUGCCCCACCUACCACAACCCCGCCGACUUCAUCAUCGAGGUGGCCUCGGGAGAGUACGGGGACCUCAACCCGGUCCUGUUCCGCGCCGUGCAGAACGGGAUGUGCACCAUGGCCGAGAAGAAGGGCAGCCCCGAAAAGGCCGACUCGUGCCCGGCGCACUGCGUGGCGGACGUGGACCACAUCGAGAGCCACACGUUCGCCACCAGCACCUCCACCCAGUUCUGCAUCCUCUUCAAGAGAACCUUCGUCUGCAUCCUGCGGGACACGGUGCUGACCCACCUGCGGUUCAUGUCCCACAUCUGCAUCGGGGUGCUGAUCGGGCUGCUCUACCUGCACAUCGGCAACGACGCGGGCAAAGUCUUCAACAACACCGGCUUCCUCUUCUUCUCCAUGCUCUUCCUCAUGUUCGCCGCGCUCAUGCCCACCAUCCUCACCUUUCCCCAGGAGAUGUCGGUGUUCCUGCGCGAGCACCUCAACUACUGGUACAGCCUGAAAGCCUACUACCUGGCCAAGACCAUGGCCGAUGUGCCCUUCCAGGUGAUCUGCCCCAUCGCCUACUGCAGCAUCGUGUACUGGAUGACGGGGCAGCCCCCCGAAGCCACGCGCUUCCUCCUCUUCUCCGCCCUGGCCACCGCCACGGCCCUGGUGGCUCAGUCCCUCGGGCUUCUCAUCGGAGCCGCCUCCACCUCGCUGCAGGUGGCCACCUUUGUGGGUCCCGUCACCGCCAUCCCCGUCCUGCUCUUCUCGGGCUUCUUCGUCAGCUUCAAGACCAUCCCCACCUACCUGCAGUGGAGCUCCUACGUCUCCUACGUCAGGUACGGCUUCGAGGGCGUCAUCCUCACCAUCUACGCCAUGGAGCGCGAGGACCUGGAGUGCCUGGAGGACUUCUGCCCUUUCCAAAAGCCCAUCAAGAUCCUGCAGGAGCUGGACGUGGAGGAGGCCAAGCUCUACCUGGACUUCCUCAUCCUGGGCAUCUUCUUCGUCAUCCUGCGGCUCCUGGCGUACCUGGUGCUCAGGUACAAGGUCAAGUCGGAGAGAUAAAGGGGCCGCGGGGCCCCGCUGCCGCUCCCAGGCCUGGCCUGGGGACAGACACAGCCGGACCCGGCGCCCCGGGGCCGUUUCGGUGGGUGCCAGCCAGGCCUGGCUCAGUCGAGAAGGGUUUUGAGACAUCUCGGAACUGUUUUAACCUUCCCACGCACUCCUCAUCGCCAACGUUUUGUACAGCCCUGGCGCCUGCCGCCCUCAUUUCCCCGGGGACUGCCGGACCCCACGGAGCUUGGGGCCCCUCCGGCCACCCUGCUCCUCUCCGAGGGGCACCGGGGACGAUCCCAAAGGGCCAAGGGGGCUGCUCCGUGCCAGGAGGGGACACCCGCGGAGCCACCACGAGCCCCCGGAGCACCAGGCUGGCAGCAUCAGCAUGGAGAGGAGCCCAAAGACUCAGCAGUUGCACAAGGCUUUCGUGUUUCCUGCCGCCCUAGCCGCAGAGAUUGCUGCAUCCCCUUUGCCUUUUGGCCUAGAUCUCCCCUCUUUUUAUUUUUUUCCUCUUUUUUUAAUUUUUAUUUUAGCCCUCCCUGCUGCCAGCCUGCAUGGAGAGGAAGGGGAGGCAGCGGGCAGAGGACGCGGGGCUCUUGUUCUGCUACAAACCCGGGGACCUGGCAGGGUCUGUGGGAUGGGGACGGUGCUCUCAGCCCUUUGGCAGCCUCCUCUUUGGUCCCGGUUGUCUUUGGGAUCCGAGCCAAGAGGAUAAAAGCAGCGGGACCCUGCUGGGGUAGGAGCGCACAGAAACAGGUCCCAGGAGCACUGGGGCUGGGGAGCAGGUGAGGUCUCGGCGCAGUUUGUGUGCAGCAGGUGAGCCUGGCGCUGGGAAAGGGCUUUGCACUUGGGCACUGGUGUCCGGAUGAGGUCCCUUUUUGGGUAAAGCCCCUUUUGGAUAAGGUCCCUUUUGGCAAGGGUCCCUGGCGGCUCCCCCAGAGGCACCCCUGGAGGAGGGAAGGCGUUUGGGCACCUCGCUGGCUCUCUGAAGGACACGGGGCUGUGCUGAUCCCACCGGGAACCCGCUGCUGGAGCACGGACACGGGAGGGCACAGCUCGACCCCAGGCACCCCACAAGCAGCAGGGGCCAGGCUGCAGCAAUAUCCUCGGGACUCUCCUUCGCUUCUCUUGGCUCGUCUUGGGACUGCUCCGCAGCGGGUGUGUGGAUGGCAGAUGCAGGGCUGGGUUUCCCCUGCCUGGACAGCACGGACACGAGGAGCUCGGAGCCACGAGGGGCUGGGAGCAGGACGCGCCCCCCGUGCUGAGCAUUUGGGUUUUCCCCAGGGGCUCUCGGCUGACUUCUCGCUGUCCCUUUGUGAAAUUCCCUCCGGUUCCUGCGUCCUCCUCCCCUGCUGACCCCGUGCCGUGCCCUGCGGGGAAGCCACAGGGGGUGGCGGAGCUGCAGGGCUGUCACCCAUCUCCAUCUCACUGUCUUGGGGCGUUUUUGGGACUGCUGCCCCCCUCCUGCCCUGCUCUUGGGGCUUGUUCAGCCUUGCCCCACACGGGCUGGGUGCUGCUGGGCUGAGGUUUUUCCCCUGGGUGUGGAUCCCGAGGCAGCCGGAGGUGCUGAUGGAGCAGCUUCACGCGGGCCCUGCCUCCUGCUGCUCCAAACACGGGGACCAGAGGGGUGAGGACCGGGGCUGGGGUGAGCUCUGGAGGGGGAGAACGGCUCCGUUGGGGGCUUUGGGGUGUGGGGAUGGGGGUCUUGAGGGGGUUCUGGGCUUGUCCUGAGCGCUGUGGCAGCAGCAAGGAUGCACUUUAUUAUCAGAGCAGGGGCAGGGCCGCGGGGACGCUUCUGGCUGCGGGCAUCCCCGCGGGCACCGCGGCCAGAUAAUCGCGAGGAGGGCGAUGGAGAAGAGCAGGCUUCUUCCCCUACACCCCCUCUCCCCUCCUGCGCCCCCCCCUGCCCCUGCCAUGCACUUUGAAGGGACGAGGCCACGGCUCAGGCUGUGGCUCUGGCUCCUGGGGAGCGCUGGU